GGGUUACUCCGGUCUGUUCAGUUUUACCAGUUCAUUUAAUAUUAUAAUGUCUAGCAAAUUGGAUGACUUUUUUUCUAAAAAAAAUAAGAAAACCAAAAAGAACCGUACAAUACUUACGUUGGCCGUGGAGGAUGAAGUGGAAGAAAAAUCAAGUCCUUCACCAGCAAAUGAUUCUGUUACAACCGAACCUCUUGCUUGGCUGCCAGAAAAUAAAGGAACUAAUAUAAUAUCUUCUGAAGAAUGGGAGGACACUGAUUCUACUCCUAAAGAUCUUAGUAGCUUGAAAAUUGCAAAUUUGAAAGAAAUAGAAACAUCAGCCAAAACAGUGAAUUUAGAUUUAAAAGUUGACUCGGAAGUACAGAUUAGCACGUGGCAAACUCCAAAAGUUCAGAAGGGAUCGGUUUCUUCUGUAAAUGCGCAGCAUUUUCCUACUUUAGAGGACGCCGCUAAUAUCUCGCAAACCUCAACCGAAAUUAAAAAUGAAACUCUUGAUUCAACAUCUGCACGUGACAGUGAUUUCCCACGAAAAUUUUCUUCGUUUGCUUCUUCUGGAGAAUUAAAAAUUAGUAUAAACAAUUAUACACCGCCAAUGGAGCCCUCAGCUCAAGAUAGGCCGAAAAUAAGAAGUUUAAUUAUUACUCCGAGCGGUGAUUGGACCACGAAAGAAAACACUUCAAGAACUCCUAUUGGAGAAGGAGAAGCUACAACGGCAUUUGGAGUCCGUGCUAGCACCGGACGAUAUGCCCAAUCAGGUUUCGUUACGUCUAAUUCGGCGGUCAAUGAAAAAUGGACUACUAGAGACUCCCAAUUUGGUUGGAAGAAAAAAUGAUAAUUCUCCUUUUG
Messenger RNA from Zophobas morio, 843 nucleotides. RefSeq lists its product as uncharacterized. The record is from RefSeq and is a predicted model, not a curated record. Bases 47 to 829 code for a protein of 260 amino acids. Lineage: Eukaryota; Metazoa; Arthropoda; Insecta; Coleoptera; Tenebrionidae. The transcript has 6 exons.